Molecule: messenger RNA, 1391 nt
Organism: Vicia villosa (hairy vetch)
Lineage: Eukaryota; Viridiplantae; Streptophyta; Magnoliopsida; Fabales; Fabaceae
Product: kunitz-type trypsin inhibitor-like 1 protein
Exons: 1
Coding region: 89-748 (219 amino acids)
Molecular function (GO): endopeptidase inhibitor activity
Source: RefSeq, a predicted model, not a curated record
GUCUUCACUUCUAUACUAUAAUACAUAGAUAGAUUAGAUCAAGAUGCACUAAAACACAAAAACACAACCAAUAUUCUCAUCUAGCCAUAUGAAACCUGUUUUAUCACUCAUCUUUUCCAUCUUCCUCUUUGUUUUAAUCGCUAUUGUUUCACUAUCUUUUUCAAAUAAUCAUGUUAAGCAAGUCUUAGACAUAAAUGGUAACCCUAUUUCUCCAAGUGAAAAAUACUAUAUUUUGCCAGCAAUUCAUGAGCCCUAUGGUGGAGGAGUAAGAUUAGGAAAAAUACAUGAGUCAGAGUGUGAAGUUUCCAUCUUUCAAGAUUCCAAUAAACUUAUCAAUGGUUUACCAGUGAAAUUCAACGUAUCAGGACUAAACCCUGAUAUAAUUUUCACCGGUACCCCGAUUGAGAUUGAGUUCACAGAAAGGCCUAAUUGUGCGGAAUCUCCAAAAUGGUUGAUAUAUGUUGAUGAUAUUAUUCUAAAGGCUUGUGUUGGUAUCGGUGGUCCGGAAAAUUAUCCUAGUUUCAAAACAUGGAGUGGCACGUUUAAUAUUAAGAAACAUGAAUCUGGAUUUGGUUACAAGCUAGGAUUUUGUAAGAAAGAUUCUUCUUCUUGUCUAGAUAUUGGGAGGUAUAACAAUAAUGAGGAUCAAGAUGGAUCACGUUUGAUUUUGACUCAUCAAGUGGCUUAUGCGGUUGUGUUUGUUGAUGCUGAUCUUUAUGAAGCUGGAAUUGUUAAGUCGGUCGCUUGAUGUUUGGUUGUUAAUCUAAACUAUUAAUAUAGUCUUAGUUCUAAAAUUAUUUAAUCCAUGUGUCCUUUAUGUCGAGUCGGUUUCUCAUCUAAUUGUUGGUGUGACCAAAUUAGGACGAUCUGGUAUAGGAUUUUUAGUUAGUGAUAAUUAGUCUUUUCUAAAGAUUCAAGUCUUCUCCUAGUGAGUUUUCUUUUACUGAUCGUAGUAGGGUGAAGUCUAGAAUUUUUUUUUGUGGCUUGAUAAUUUAAACGAUCUAGAAUAAGAUUGUGUUUUCAGGUUCUACAACAAAUAUGAAAGAAGUGGCGGAGAAAAUUAGUUUUUUUAGUUUGGAAAUAGUUAUUAGGCUGAUCUAAGAAAACUCUUCCACUUUUAUGGAUUGACUUCAAAUCUUAUCCUUUGAAUUAAUGAAUAAUGAAUAGCAGAUCAAGAUUUCGGCCAGAUCGAAAACAUGUUCUUUACUUUUUUCUUGGUGGUUUUUGAUCUAGGAUUGGUGAUCCAACGGACUUGAGCUCAUCUCUAAUUUGAUCCUCCUUUAAUGUGCCGUUUUUUAUAAAAACGUUUUAUUGUUGUCGCAUGUUUGAUAUGUAAUUUUACAGCUUUCAGAUUUUUUUUUGUUUUCUCUUAAUAUAACUUUUGAUACUUC